Messenger RNA from Tetranychus urticae (two-spotted spider mite), 1640 nucleotides. RefSeq names its product glycosylated lysosomal membrane protein A. The record is from RefSeq and is a predicted model, not a curated record. NCBI's taxonomy places the organism in Eukaryota, Metazoa, Arthropoda, Arachnida, Trombidiformes, Tetranychidae. Gene Ontology annotation, cellular component: lysosome.
UCUGAUCUUAAUCAAUUAACUUUUUUGUUUUAAUUCUUUAUUAUUGUUCAAUUGUAGGACUAUUGAGUCUGAAAUCAAGUAUAGAGAUCACAGGUCCUCAAGUUGGCUGCAAACCGACGCAAUCUAAUGGAUAAAACCUCUCUAAUAUCCAAAUAUCGGAUCUGAUACUUGUAAAUUUAUGGUAAACCAAAGUUCAACAGUUGACAAUCGUUUUGUUUACUUUCUGUUAAUCAAUUCACAUCAAGAUCAACAACGCCUACUUCAAUGGAAAAAUGAUACUUUUGUAAAUCCUCAAAACAUCGCUUCUUAACUAAACCAGAUCACUUCAAAAGAAAACAUGGCCCUUCUAUUUAAAAUUAUCAACAUUAACCUGUUACAGUAUUUUCUUCUCGCUGUGGUCAUUUUUACGAGUGCAAUUUGCUCACCAUCUCAACCUUUAACAUCAUCCGCAAAUGGGCGGACACUGGUUACCAUAAGCAAUCCUAAUUGUGGUGAUUAUCAAUCAUGCCUUAAGCUUACUCCGAAACCUGAUUUGGUGUAUACCCAUUCAACAGACAAUGAUACUUCAAUACACUUCAUUUCCAGUACACUCGGAGGGUUUCCUGGUUUUUUUAUUACCCGAACUGCAACACCUACUAUUUUACAAAUCAAUUGGGACUCGUUAUUAAAUAAUUGUUCCGAUAGUUUUAACCUUCCUUCAAUCCCAGACGAUUCGAUUGGAGUAUUAUUAUUAAGCUUUUUUAACAUAGACCAUAAAGACAUUCACUGGACAUUGGACAAGAAUGGUUCUAUUAACUGUGAUUCUUCAACUUGUAAAUUUGGUUAUACUUCAUCUGAACAAAGUUCAUUAAAUGAAACCAUUUCUAUUAGCUUAGAAAUGAAGAAUAAGCAAUCUUCUUUUGAAGAUUUACCUCAUCUCUUGUUUAGCCCAUCCUCAAUGCAUAUUGAUUUGCAAAUUACAAAUUUGGAUAAAUCCCAAAUGAACAAGAGCGACGGAAUUAAGCUGUUAGUAUUUUCAUCAUUCAAUGAAUACAAGGAAACACUUGAACGAACUAUUGAUGAUGAAAAUUCACCCGGUGUUUUCACGAAACGCACAUUUUUAUUCUCACAGGAUAAUGAAAACAACACAAAUUUUUUACAAUGGAAACCAGUGGCCUACAAUUCUAAAGAGCGUGUUAUGUCCAAAACAAUGGAAAUAAACUCGAGUCACUUGACUGAUGCUGAAUUACCGCGACUUAACUAUCCUCUUUACUGUUUUCACAAGCAAUUUUAUUCCAACUAUUCUGUCCAUAAGUUUAAUGCUUCAUUUGUCCAAGAAGGCAAAUCAUCUGCUACUAAAAUUGAUCUUAUUACUUGGUCUCUAAUUUUUGGUUUGGAUCAACCACCUAAAGAAAAAUUGUCCACAUUUUUACAAUUAAUGCUAUUUGUAGGUGUUGGAAUGUCAUUUGUUGUUAUGUUUGUCAGUCUGAUUUACGUGGUGGCAAAAAAAUGGCAAAAAUCUAGAGCUACAAAUGAGCCUACCUUGAUUAAUGAAGACAUAUUAGACUAUUAAUGUACAUCGCAAAGCAUAAUGUAACUUUUAAAUAUUUAUAAUCUCGAAUAAAUUCCACAAGAGAAAUAAAAUAAAAGAUUUAACCUGA